Messenger RNA from Clonostachys byssicola, 2088 nucleotides. The record is from the annotation of a GenBank genome assembly. Lineage: Eukaryota; Fungi; Ascomycota; Sordariomycetes; Hypocreales; Bionectriaceae.
AUGGACCAGUCUCAGAUUCGCACUCUCAAAACUCUGAAUCUGAAGAGCCGCCCGCUCACCAACCGCGCCCUCGCCUGGUCAUGCGACGGCGAGCUCGCCGUCGCGACGGACGAGAUCAUCUACAUCUUCCUCCCAGAGUACCCCAGGGCGUCCAAGGACGGCGAGCCGGCGGCGGCGGCUGCUGAGCGGGCCGACGCGCCCCAGCACCAGUUCUCCAUCGCCCUCCAGGCGGCGGGCAACUUCCGCCCGGACGCGCCCCUCAACAACAGGCUGUGCUCCCUCCAGGGCAUCCGCCUCCCGCCCUCGGAAGAGGCGGACAGGGAGCUGAGCGUGUCCCACAUCCCCGGUCGAGAAGUUACCGGCUCGGGGGCGUCGGUGAAUCAGGUCGUGCGGGUCGAGUGGUCCCCCAAUGGGUUGGGGAGUAAUCUGCGCCCUGUGUUGACGGCGUUGAUGACGAGUGGGCAUAUGUUCACGAUAGGAGAGGAGGUUGACGCCGGUGCGGCGGCGGGAUCUGGGCGGGGCAGCCGCAAUACGAAGCUGUUCAAAAUACUAUGGGGUCUUGGAGCCGAGUUGCCAUUGCCUGCAGAGGACCAGGAGGGGUCUUAUAGGACAAUGGACGAGCGGAUCACGUCCUUCUCUUGGGCCAAGGAGAUCUCACAGGGGAGGGCGCUCCUUGCUUACGCUACCGACGAGGAUGAUGUGGUCAUCAUGAGCGUUCAGCGAACGAACUCGGGAGAGAGGUCGUCUUCCUCGUCUGGCACACAACCGGUUUGGCAGAUCCGUGAAGAAGCCAGGUUUGAUUCUCGCGGCCCUCACCAACCUGUUGACUUGAUGGAUUCAGAUUAUGUUCCACACGGCACUGCAUUCUCUCUGAAUUGGAGUCCCUGGAUUGAAGAAGGAGAUUCCCAGGUCUCCACACUAUCGUAUAUAUCACAUAACUACGUAGGGUUUCGACGGGUGGCUGUCAAUCGCUCGUGGGCUCCUGGGACCAACCCAGAAGUAAAGGUGGAGGAAUCAGACUCUGCCAGUUUGUGUGUGUUCCUUUCAACAGAUGCAUUUGUUGAAUGGGAGAGCAAGCUCUCCAAGCCCGCCUGUGAAGCUACACCCAACAGCCGAAUGUGGCACGACAUACCCCCAAUCGUCCGUAUCAAACCCCAUAUCUGGUCAGGAGCUUCUCUCCCACAUCAAGCGAGGACCCUAAAUAUUGACAUUCAAACAGACCUUGUCCUACAUCAACCAGACGCUUCCAACCCAUCCCCAGCCCCGUUAUACACACUCGUCAGAUCCUCUGUUACCUCCUUCAACCAGGAUUGGUACCAGACAAAUGUGCCAGACAGUCUUGGUCAGCUCCCACCUUGGGUGGAAAGGAUCACCAAGCAGACGACCAGACUGAUACCCAGGGAGGCCGCCCCUGAAACGCUGCUUGACGACUCCGAUGAAGACGAAGACGAUAAUGUGGACGAAUUAUACCAGGACUUCGAAUCCAAGCCCGAUCUCCACCCUUACAGAUACAGGCUCUGGGGGCUGAUAUCAUCCCCAGGCGGCGGCUCAACAGCCGCUCUCGUAUCGCAGUAUAGCAACUACUACCCGCACAGGCGAGGUUUCUGCAAACUCCUGUUCGAGAGCAAACCUCCCAGAAGACCCGGAGACCAGGCCGAAGAAGAAGAGCCGCCAGGAGAACUCACAACGGAAGGAAAGGUCUGGGAGUGGAUGUACGGUGGCGGCGCCCAGGUCCCGGGCCUUACGACAUCCGCCAGCGUCGAUCCCUCGCUCUAUCGCGCCUCCCCUCAGGACAGCUUCUUCAGAGAUCUGAGGGAGAACCAGGCAUGUGUUUUUUGCGAUUCGGGACUACAAAUCGACGGUGCAGAGGCGCGGUGCAGUAACAAUCAUACAUUUGCCACGUGUACAUCUUCCGGCCUUGCCAUUAUGGCUCCCGGCGUAUCGAGAGUGUGCGCAGUGUGUCAAAGACGCUGCUUGAGGCACUCGGAACUGACCAAGCUUGCAAUGGAACAUCUCGCGCAGGACCCCCUCUCGGUUCCACCAUCCGAAGAUUUGUGCGGUGCCUGCGGUGGCAAAUUCGUUAGCUAG